AUGAUUUCGCCAAAUCGAUCGAUGCACGAUGCAUUCAACCAAGAAUUAAAUCGAGAGCUGCAAUACAAUGUUGAUACAUUGCAGACAUUCGUUCGAAAUAGUGUGCCGUUGCUGAAUGAACAGCAAAAACAAGUAUACGAAACAUUAUUGCAAGCGGUGGACAAUAAUACUGGAGGUCUAUUCUUCCUGGACGCACCUGGAGGAACAGGCAAAACAUUUGUCAUUUCAUUGAUUUUGGCCACUAUUCGAUCAAGAGGUGACAUAGCUUUGGCGUUACCAUCAUCUGGAAUUGCGGCGACUCUUCUAGAUGGCGGUCGUACUGCACAUUCUGCGCUUAAGUUGCCACUCAAUUUAAACACAAUUGAUACUCCAACAUGCAAUAUUUCCGGAUCCAGUGCAAUGGGAAAAUUGUUGAUGCAAUGCAAGCUCAUUGUUUGCGUUGAGUGCACAUUGGCACACAAGAAAUCACUUGAAGCACUUAACUUCACACUGAAGGAUUUUCCGCGAAAUAACAACCUCUUUGGUUGCUUGAUGAUAUUGUUGACAGGCGAUUUCAGGCAGACGUUGCCAGUAAUUCCCCGAGGAACGCCUGCAGAUGUAUUGAAUGCUUGCCUGAAGGCAUCACCUUUGUGGAAUAACGUAAAAACAUUAUCGCUAACCACUAAUAUGAGAGUUUAA
Messenger RNA from Anastrepha ludens (Mexican fruit fly), 678 nucleotides. Its product is annotated as ATP-dependent DNA helicase pif1-like. Gene Ontology annotation, biological process: DNA repair; telomere maintenance. Gene Ontology annotation, molecular function: DNA helicase activity. Lineage: Eukaryota; Metazoa; Arthropoda; Insecta; Diptera; Tephritidae. The transcript has a single exon. Bases 1 to 678 code for a protein of 225 amino acids. The record is from RefSeq and is a predicted model, not a curated record.